Molecule: messenger RNA, 1287 nt
Organism: Venustampulla echinocandica
Lineage: Eukaryota; Fungi; Ascomycota; Leotiomycetes; Helotiales; Pleuroascaceae
Exons: 4
Coding region: 1-1287 (428 amino acids)
Source: RefSeq, a predicted model, not a curated record
AUGGAUCAGGUCCAGCAAAUACACUCUAAAGGCAUCUACCACGGCCUCCCGACCUUCUCGGACGAUGUAGAGGGGCUGACAGCGAUUGUUGCUGGAGCUAAUGGCAUGUCAGGUGACCAUAUGCUGCGAGUCCUUUGCGAGAAUCCAAAGAGAUGGAAAAAGAUCUACGCCGUCUCCCGGCGGCCACCGAAUGGGCAGUGGCCCAGCUACGUCGAACAUGUCUCGAUGGAUCUCCUUCAAACACCGGAGACAUUGGCAGCUCAGAUGGCGGAACGCGGAAUGAAAGCUGACUAUGUUUUCUUCUUCGCCUACAUUCAGCCGAAACCAAAGGAAGGCGGGGACAUCUGGAGUGCGGCUGAUGACCUAGUGAAGAUCAAUACACAGCUUUUAAGCAACUUUUUAGAAGGCCAGGCGCUGUCCAAAACUUUGCCAAAGAGGGUACUUCUCCAAUUAGGUGCCAAGUAUUACGGUGUGCACUUGGGGCCCGCUGCUGUUCCCCAGGAAGAGACCGACCCCCGCGUAUUGCUAGAGCCGAAUUUCUACUAUCCUCAAGAAGAUUGCCUGCGAGAAUUCGCUCAGAAGCACGGCAUCGGGUGGAAUACCACGCGUCCAUCCUGGAUCCCCGGAGCCGUCCCGGAUGCCGCAAUGAACUUGUGUUUGCCCCAUGCGGUCUACGCUAUUGUUCAGAAGCGUCUCGGAAAGCCCCUGGAGUAUUUUGCCGACCUGGCAGCCUGGGAAACCAACCAGACACUAUCGUCGGGCCAGAUGAAUGGCUACCUAGCGGAGUGGGCUGUUCUGACGGAUGGAGCUGAGGAUGAGAGCUUUAACGCGUCCGAUGACUGUGCAUUUACCUGGGGUAAGUUCUGGCCCAAGCUGGCUGCACGAUUCGAUAUCCCAUGGACUGGGCCUUCUAGCGAUCUUUCUCUGUACAGAGAGAUCGAAACCCCAUAUAAUCCUCCCCCGCGUGGAUUCGGACCCCCAGGGAAGUUACGUUACAGGUUUACUCUUGCCGAAUGGGCCAAGAAGUCCGAGGUACAGCAUGCGUGGCAGGAAAUUGCCCAGGCUCACCAGUUGCGUGAUCAAACGUUGGGAGAUAUUGAUCGAAUCUUCGGGUUCACCGAUGCUGCUAUGACAUGGAGUUAUCCCAUCCACUUCAGUACCACCAACGCGAAGAAAUUUGGCUUCUUCGGCUUUGUCGAUAGCAGCGAAUCUAUCUUUAAAGUCCUGGAGGAAUUCGUAGACUUGAAGAUGAUUCCCCCUCUGCCUCCAGUGAAAAGUGUUAGUUAG